CGGCAGCUGCGCGGCGGGGGCCACGUGCGCGGUGCUGGCGGAGCCCCGGCAGCUCUGGGCCCGCCGAACCGCCGCCUCCUUCGCCUGCUCCCCCGCCGAUCAUGGAGCCUGUCGGCCUCUUCCCCCCCUUCCCCGCCGCCUGCCUCCCCGCACAGCCCGCGCCUACCCCGGCGCCCCCGCCCCGCGUGGCCGAGACGACUCGUAUCAUCACCGACCCCGUCUCCGGCCGGUCCUACUGCAAAGGCCGCCUGCUGGGAAAGGGUGGGUUUGCACGAUGCUAUGAAAUGACAGACCUCUCCAGCAACAAAACCUAUGCCGUGAAGGUCAUUCCUCAUAGUCGGGUGGCUAAACCCCACCAGAGGGAGAAGAUCACUAACGAGAUUGAGCUGCACCGGGACUUACACCACAAACAUAUCGUCAAGUUCUCUCACUACUUUGAGGAUGCAGAGAGCAUCUACAUCUUUCUGGAGCACUGUAGUAGGAAGUCCUUGGCCCACAUCUGGAAGGCUCGCCAUACUCUACUGGAGCCUGAAGUGCGCUAUUACCUCAAACAGAUCAUCUCAGGCUUGAAAUACCUUCACCUCAAGGGCAUCCUUCACAGAGACCUCAAGCUUGGCAAUUUCUUCAUCAAUGAAAACAUGGAGCUGAAAGUAGGAGAUUUUGGGCUAGCUGCUUGUCAGGAUAUCUCUGAUCAAAAGAAAAAGACAAUAUGUGGGACACCCAACUACCUGGCCCCAGAAGUGCUGCUGAGGCAGGGCCAUGGACCAGAGUCAGAUGUGUGGUCACUGGGCUGUGUCAUGUACACCCUGCUGUGUGGCAACCCUCCCUUCGAGACCUCCGACCUCAAGGAGACCUACAGGUGUAUCAAGCAGGUGGAGUACACCCUCCCUGCCUUCCUCUCCCUGCCUGCCAAGCACCUCAUUGCUGGCAUCCUUAGACGCAACCCUCAGGAACGUCUCACCCUUGAGGAGAUCUUGGACCAUGAGUUCUUCAAGGGCUACACGCCUGAGAAGCUCCCUCCCAGCAGCUGUGUGAUGGCUCCAGAGCUGAGUCCCCCCAACCCAGCAAAGAGUCUGUUUGCUAAGGUCACCAAGACACUCUUUGGGAAGAAGAAACCUAAGGGUGCUAAGAAGUGCUCUUUGGAGGACAAGGAUGACAUCUCUAAACUGGUCACUGGGCUGGUAAAGACCUCAAUCUGCCGUCAAAUGAGCUAUAAAACUAUGGAAGGGAAUGAGGUCUCUCCACAGGCCACCCCUGUAUCAUGCCGCAGUGCCAGCUCUAGCCCUGUUGAGACAGUGGUGGAGGAGACAUCUCACAAGUCCGCAUGCCCCUCCAUCCGGGGGACCAUGGCCAGCAGCUGUGAGGCCUUUGAAGAUUGCAUCACUGCCUCUGCCAUCAUUGAGUCGGCUGUCCGGCUCUUGCGGACCUGCCUCUCCUCCAUGCCCCCAGCGGAGAAAAACCCAGCUUCCUUGGCCCGCCACGAGCACUUCGUUUGGGUGAGCAAGUGGGUUGAUUAUUCCAACAAGUAUGGUUUUGGCUACCAGCUCUCCAACCGCAGCAUUGGGGUCCUCUUCAACAAUGGCACGCACAUGACACUUUCCCCAAGUCACAGGACGGUGCAUUACAACCCAACCAACAGCAAACACCUUGUGUUCUCUGCAGCUGCCAUCCCUGAGCAGCUGCAGGGACAGAUGAGUGUCUUGCUCUACUUUGCAUCGUACAUGGAGCAGCAUCUUGUGAAGGGAGGUGACUUGCCCAGCAUAGAUGACCUUGGGCAGCCAGCCCUGCUGCUCCUGCAGUGGGUGAAGACCGACCAAGCCUUGCUCAUGCUCUUCAGCAGCGGCACCCUCCAGGUGAACUUCUACAAUGACCACACCAAGGUGAUCAUUAGCAAGCCUGACCACUCCUGCCUUGUUACCUACAUCAACCGGGAACGCAACUCCUACACCUACAAGCUGUGCAGCCUCCAGGAGCUGGGCUGCUCUCCUGAGCUCCACCACCGCCUCAGAUACAUUCUCAAGCUCCUCCAAGAACGUGCUGAAGCUUAGUGUGGGACCUUGGGGGACCCCAUCUGGAUGUAGAGGUCUCUCUCUGCCCUCCCUCAGGAUGGGAGGUAUGUUGUGGUGCUGGCUGCCCACCUGGGCACCUUAUCCUGGUGCUCAGCUGGACUGGACUAAGACAUAUGGAUGUGGUUACAGCAGCAGGUCUGGGCAUCCCUGCUGCUCCCUGGAUCUGUGCAAUUGUUAUCUUCCCACUAGGGAGCUCCUGUUCUGGUUGUGCUGGUUUUGGUGGAGCAGACUGGGAUGGCACAAGGAGUGGCCUGCAGCCAGGUUUUGGUCUGUCUGUGCCUCCUUCAUGGCCUGGUGCUCCAGCCUGCCAUAGUUGCCUGUAGUUCACCUGUCCAAGGUGAAGUGUCAGUUGUAUAGACCCUCUCCAUGGCCUUGAGGACUGGUACAGCCUUAACCUCAAGACUUGGCUGCUAUGAGGUAGGCAGAACUCCUUCCUAGAGGUGAAGGAUGCUGUCUGCCUUGCCAGUGACUGAUGUGUCACUCCAACUGCUACACUAAGGAGGGGACUGCUGGGUUCCCAAAUUGUGAAUUGUCUGGUACAACUUGAGGUUUGAUAAA
Molecule: messenger RNA, 2627 nt
Organism: Dryobates pubescens (Downy woodpecker)
Lineage: Eukaryota; Metazoa; Chordata; Aves; Piciformes; Picidae
Gene: PLK3
Product: polo like kinase 3
Exons: 15
Coding region: 102-2048 (648 amino acids)
Biological process (GO): protein phosphorylation; DNA damage response; mitotic cell cycle
Cellular component (GO): centrosome; nucleus; spindle pole
Molecular function (GO): protein binding; protein serine/threonine kinase activity; ATP binding
Source: RefSeq, a predicted model, not a curated record